CUAGAUGCGGGCGCGUAUCAGAAAGAAAAAAUCAAGUCGUUAGAACGGUCGUGUCGAAGAGCCGGGAAAUCCAUUCUUGGAACGGUCGUGUUUCUCAAUUCAAGCUGGAACAUUUCAAUCGGAAAUCCUCACCGACAGGGCAAAACCAGAAAAGUGAGAUUGUUCUUAUAAAAUAAUUCUGUGAGGAGCGGACAAUAUCUUGGACAUUAUGAAAUUAGAAAAUAUUACGAUCGAAGAAGCGGUGGAGAUAGCUGGAGGGAAUAAAAAACUCUACGAAGAGAAGUUCGAUAAAUUUCGACAAUGGUUGAAACAACAAGCUCAUCUUCCUCAAGACAUCUCAGAUAAUCGAUUACGGUUCACCCUUUUAACUUCAAAAUUGGAUUUAGAGAAAGCUAAAAAACGUUUAGAUUCGCAAUAUACACUUCGUACCUUGCUUCCCGAGUUUUUCGCCAACUAUGACCCACAAAAUGAGAAGAUCGCUCUAGUAUACAAAUGCGUACAAUGGGUAAUUCUACCAAAGCUGACGCCGGAAAAAAAUCGAAUCAUUUUUUUCCGAUUUAUAAGCGAAGACGCUUCUAUCUUUCAUCUCGCGGAUGUGAUAAAAUACACAUGCAUGUUAAUAGACAUAUGUAUAGAGGAAAACAGGGUAAAUUCUAAUAUUAUAAUAGUUGAUUGUGCUUAUUUUACUUUUAAUCAUUUGCUUAAAUGCAUACCAAGCCUUAUAAGAAAGUAUGACCUUUGCCUGGAAGCAUACGGUUUGAGAUACAAAGGAAUUUAUAUGAUAAACGCACCAUCUUAUAUCGGUAGACUCUUACAGUUAAUAAAAGCGUUUAUGAGUCCAAAAAUUUAUGAGAGAGUGAAAGUUUUCGAAUCCGGAAUAGAAUCAAUAUGUGAAAUAAUAUCAAAAUCUAAUUUACCCGCGGAUUAUGGCGGUAAGGAACCGUCAUUGGAAGCUUUAUCAGAUAUGUGGCAUGUGAAAUUGUUGGAACGAAGGGAAUGGUUACUGGAGCAAGAAAAAGUUAAGAGCAACGAGUCUCUGCGAACUGAUUACGUAAUAAAUGCGGAUGAAUUAUUCGGAAUUAAUGGGACAUUCCGCAAGUUAGAAAUCGACUGACAUCUGAGAAAUAUCUUAUUGAUAUAUUGUGAUGUUUACGAAUUUCAAAAUAUGUAAUGCUAAUCCAACGUAUACUAGAUGCGCAACUAAGUUUCCGGGUUUCACACAUGGAUAGCACUAACGACACAUGUAGUCGACAUACAUGUCUGAAGUUGUGUUUUUUUUAUAACUUGGACAUCUGUUAACAAUAACCAGUCGUAAUACCAACACAUAUCGCAACGCAAAAAUAUUUUUCUAACAACGAAGAUAUCGAGUUUUCUACCAAAUAAACAGCAUUUGCGGGAAGCUUUGCUUUUCUGCUUUAACUUGAAAAAAAGUGCAUCUGAAGCAUGUCGUUUGCUUAAUGAGGCCUACGGCGAACAUGCACCACCGAAAACUACCUGUGAAGAUUGGUUUAAACACUUCAGAAGUAGCGAUUUCGACACUGAGGACAAGGAGUGCUCCGGAAGACCAAAAACAAUUGAGGACGCCGAUCUGCAAGC
This is a messenger RNA of Harpegnathos saltator (Jerdon's jumping ant), 1596 nucleotides long. Its product is annotated as retinol-binding protein pinta-like. Gene Ontology annotation, cellular component: membrane. The record is from RefSeq and is a predicted model, not a curated record. Bases 209 to 1114 code for a protein of 301 amino acids. Gene Ontology annotation, molecular function: phosphatidylinositol bisphosphate binding. NCBI's taxonomy places the organism in Eukaryota, Metazoa, Arthropoda, Insecta, Hymenoptera, Formicidae. The transcript has 8 exons.